Molecule: messenger RNA, 3207 nt
Organism: Hemiscyllium ocellatum (epaulette shark)
Lineage: Eukaryota; Metazoa; Chordata; Chondrichthyes; Orectolobiformes; Hemiscylliidae
Product: serine-rich adhesin for platelets-like
Exons: 33
Coding region: 34-3120 (1028 amino acids)
Source: RefSeq, a predicted model, not a curated record
CACUCUAUCUCCUGCCCGAUAUCAGCUGGUGUGAUGAGAACUUUGCUGCUCUUUCUGGGUUACCUGCUCUUGAAUCAGGCCUGGAGGAGUAUUGAUUGCACUGAGACUGAGUGCGCUGCCCAGCUGAUGUGUGACAACUUUCUAAUUGCCGGAUGGUAUAAAUUUCAAAGUUCUGGUGGACGGAGAAUUCCGGACACUGCCGUCACAGGGAGGCAAUGCUCCACAAGUGCCACAGGCUGGCUACAAGGCUCACAUCCAAACGUUGAAGAGGGAGAAGUAACGAGAAAAGUUUGUUUCAACUUGAAUGGAAAUUGGUGCUACUGGAAUCGAGAGAUAAAGAUCAAAAACUGUUCCAAUUACUUUGUUUAUCAUUUACAGCCAACUCCUGGCUGCCACGCUGCUUAUUGCACAGUUACGGAUUUAAUACAAAGUGACCCCUGCGAAGAUCACACUGUCCUGGAUCAGCCCUGGAGGAGUACAAGUUGUAGAAAUUUGGAAUGCUCAAAGAUGCUAAUGUGUGAUACCUACACUAAUUAUGGAUGGUACAGAUUUAAGAGUUCUGGCGGAUGGAAAAUGUCAGAGUCAGUAGUUCCAACACAUCGCUGCUCCGCUUAUUCCAGUGCCUGGUUACAAGGUUCUCAUCCGGACAGACUUGAGGGGGAAGUGAAAAGAACAGUUUGUAUUAACUGGAAUGGAAACCCCUGCUAUUGGGUGCAUGAGAUAAAGGUCAAAAACUGUACCAGUUUCUUCGUUUAUGAAUUGAAGUCAUUAUUCUACUGCUCAGCUUACUGCACAGAUCCUAAUACAGUACCAAUCCAACUGCCUGAAGAACCUAUAGAGCAGGCGUCACUUAUGCCGACCGGAACUGCAACCUCAGAUCCAGACACAACAUCAGUUUAUUCACCUGAGAAACAAUCAACUGUAGAAUCUUUUCAGCAGGCAUCACCGACGCCCACAGGAACUGCAAUGUCAGAAUCAGCUGAUUUGCUUGAGGAACAAUCAACUACAGAAUCUUUUCAGCAGGCGUCACUUACGCCUACAGGAACUGCGACCUCAGAUCCAGGCACAAAAUCAACUCAUUCGCCUGUGCAACAGUCAACUGGAGAAUCUUUUCAGCAGGUGUCAUUUAUGCCCACAGCUACUGCAAUGUCAGAUUCAGACACAGCAUCAACUUAUUGGCCUGAGGAACAAUCAUCAAGAGAAUCUUUUGAGCAGGCGUCACAUAUACCCACAGGAACUGGAACCGCAGAUCCUAAUACAGUACCAAUACAAUUGCCUGAAGAACCUAUGGAGCAGGCGUCACUUCUGCCCACCGCAACUGCAACCUCAGAUCCAGACACAACAUCAGUUUAUUCACCUGAGAAACAAUCAACUGUAGAAUCUUUUCAGCAGGCAUCACCGACGCCCACAGGAACUGCAAUGUCAGACACAGAAUCAACUGAUUCGCUUGAGGAACAAUCAACUACAGAAUCUUUUCAGCAGGCGUCACUUAUGCCGACAGGAACUGCGACCUCAGAUCCAGGCACAAAAUCAACUCAUUCGCCUGUGCAACAGUCAACUGGAGAAUCUUUUCAGCAGGUGUCAUUUAUGCCCACAGCUACUGCAAUGUCAGAUUCAGACACAGCAUCAACUUAUUGGCCUGAGGAACAAUCAUCAAGAGAAUCUUUUGAGCAGGCGUCACAUAUACCCACAGGAACUGGAACCGCAGAUUCAGAUACAGUAUCAACCUACUGGCUUGAGGAACAAUCAACACGCGAAUCUUUGGAGCAGGCGUCAGAUAAGUCCAUGGGAACUGGAGACACAGACACAGCAUCAACUUAUUGGCCUGAGCAACAAUCAACGAGAGAAUUUUUGGAGCAGUCGUCACGUACGCCCACAGGAACUCAAACCGCAGCUCCAGACACAGCAUCAACUCAUUGGCCUGAGGAACAAUCAGCUGAAGAAUCUUUUCAGCAGACGUCACUUGUGCCCACAGGAACUGCAAUCUCAGGUUCAGACACAGCAUCAACUUAUUCGCCUGACGACCAAUCAACUAGAGAAUCUUUUGAGCAGGCGUCACGUAUACCCACAGGCACUGGAACCGCAGAUUCACACACAGCAUCAACUUAUUCAUCUGAGGAACAAAUAACUAGAGAAUCAUUUGAGCAGGCGUCACUUACGUCCACAGGAAUUGCAAUCUCAGAUCCAGACACAGCAUCAAAUCAUUCGCCUGAAGAACAAUCAACUGGAGAAUCUUUUCAGCAGUCGUCACAUAUGCCCACUGGAACUGCAAUCUCAGAAACAGGCACAGCAUCAACUCGUUCAUUUGAGGAACAAUCAACUGGAGAAUCUUUUGGGCAGGCGUCACAUACGCCCACAAGAACUGCAAUUUCAGAUACAGACACAGCAUCACCUCAUUCGUCUGAGGAAAAAACAACUAGAGAAUCUUUUGAGCAGGCGUCACUUAUGCCCUCGGGAACUGAAAUUUCAGAUCCAGGCACAGCAUCAAAAAAUUCACCUGAAGAACAAUCAACUGCAGAAUCCCUUCAGCAGGCGGUACUUAUGACCACAGGAACUGCAAACUCAGACACGGCAUUAACUGAUUUGCCUGAGGAGCAAUCAUCUGGAGAAUCUUUUGAGCAGGCGUCACUUAUGCCCACAGGAACAGCAAUCUCAGCACCAGACACAGCAUCAACUCAUUCGCCUGAGGAACAGUCAACUGGAGAAUAUUUUCAGCAGGCGUCACCUGUGAUCACGGGAACUGCAAUCUCAGAUCCAAACACAGCAUCAACUCAUUCGCCAGAGGAUCAAUCAACUCGAGAAUCUUUUGAGCAGUCGUCGCUUAUGCACACAGGAACUGCAUUCUCAGGUCCAGACACAGCAUCAGCUCAUUCGCAUGAAGAACAUUCAACUGUAGAAUCUUCUCCGCAGGCGUCACCUAUGACCACAGGAACAGCAACCUCAGAUGCGCAAUACGUUUGGAUUAAAAUCAACAUCAUUUCCUCGAUGGAGCUCGAUAAUGAAACAGCAAAGAACAUCGCUAAGGAAAAGAUACGAACGAUGGUCAGUGGUCAAGGAGGCUCCAAUAUCGAAUUCGAAGUGAAAGAGGCUCACUGCUCAGCUGACAAUUUGGAAACAUGAAGGCGAUAUGAGUGUUCAUGAGCACCAGAUACCCUUAAUACAAUUGUUGUUCAUCUCAAAUCCUGUUGCAUAAUGGUUUGCACUUCC